This is a messenger RNA of Miscanthus lutarioriparius, 1437 nucleotides long. The record is from the annotation of a GenBank genome assembly. Lineage: Eukaryota; Viridiplantae; Streptophyta; Magnoliopsida; Poales; Poaceae.
AUGGCCUCUGGGGGGUCGGCCGCACUCGACGCGUACGACGAGGAGGCCGCCGUCCGCCGGCCCCUCGAGCUCGACGCCCGUGACGCCGCCGCCUCGUCCUCCGACCACCACCGGCCCGGUGGGAAUGUCAUGCCUAGGUAUCAAGUGGGGACGAAGGGUGAUACAAGUAGCCACUCUGAGGAGCAGAGGCAGCCUAGCACAGAUGAUGUGCGCAAGAACAAGCCCGGGUCGAGAUACUUCACGGCGUUUGGGGUGGAUCUGUCCCCUGAUAAUAUGGCGGUUGCCAUUGUAUAUUUUGUGCAAGGGGUUUUAGGUCUUGCACGGCUUGCUAUGAGCUUUUACUUAAAAGAUGAUCUUCAUCUAGAUCCAGCUGAGACUGCAGUGGUAACUGGUUUCUCGUCUUUGCCAUGGUUGAUCAAGCCCCUCUAUGGCUUUAUCAGUGAUUCCAUUCCACUCUUUGGAUAUCGAAGAAGGUCGUACCUUUUUCUGUCAGGGUUACUUGGAGCACUUUCAUGGAGUUUAAUGGCCACAGUAGUGAGCAGUAAAUACAGUGCAGCAUCCUCUAUUCUUCUUGGCUCACUUUCUGUUGCCUUCUCAGAUGUUGUAGUGGAUUCUAUGGUUGUUGAGAGAGCCCGUGGAGAAUCUCAAAGUACAUCUGGAUCACUCCAGUCGCUCUGUUGGGGAUCUUCUGCCUUUGGAGGUAUUGUGAGUGCUUACUUUAGCGGUUCGCUUGUGGAUACUUAUGGAGUAAGAUUUGUCUUUGGUGUUACAGCGUUUUUACCCCUGAUGACAUCUGCUGUUGCAGUUCUUGUAAAUGAACAUCGAUAUCUUCUGGAGAACAUAAUACCUUACUCUCUGGUUCAGGAUUCGUUGAGAGCUCUAAGCAGCACCACAAAUAAGCUUGGAUUCACUCCAGAGUUUCUAGGGCGCGUGAAGCUUGUAACCUCUUUUGCAUCCCUGCUCGGUGUUGGGCUCUACAACUAUUUUCUGAAGGAAGUUCCUCUAAGGAAAAUCUUUCUCGUGACAACCAUUAUAGGUUCAGCUCUUGGGAUGACACAGGUGCUUCUUGUAACUGGGCUAAAUCGGCAGUUUGGGAUUAGCGAUGAGUGGUUUUCUAUUGGUGAUUCAUUAAUCAUCACAGUCCUGGGUCAGGCUUCAUUUAUGCCAGUCUUGGUGUUAGCUGCAAAAUUGUGCCCUCCAGGAAUGGAAGCCACUUUAUUUGCAACUUUGAUGUCCAUUUCUAAUGCUGGAAGUGUUACGGGUGGUCUGGUUGGUGCUGGUCUAACUCGGAUAUUUGGGGUCACUAGGGACACCUUUGGGAAUCUACCUCUAUUGAUUGUCGUCUGCAAUCUUAGUUCACUGCUGCCCUUACCUCUUUUGGGUCUCCUGCCAGAGGAAUCAGGUGACACGGAUAAUGGAGAAACAAAGAAUAACUGA